Eleginops maclovinus (Patagonian blennie) is the source of this 1423-nucleotide messenger RNA. RefSeq lists its product as uncharacterized. Bases 262 to 1221 code for a protein of 319 amino acids. The transcript is spliced from 10 exons. Lineage: Eukaryota; Metazoa; Chordata; Actinopteri; Perciformes; Eleginopidae. The record is from RefSeq and is a predicted model, not a curated record.
GGCUUUUUUGCUUUCGCUCAUAUUCAUCUAUUGUACCAUUGUGUCAAAAAUGAUUCUUGAUUUUAAUAUAUUGUUAGCCAUAAUCUACUUAGAUCUUAAAAAAAAGAGAAAUGUUGUGACAAACAUUGAGUCUGUGCUUCGUGUGAAACUGCAAGACUUUAAAGCGCCUCUGUUGAUGACUUGUGGUUUUGUCCCAUGAUGCUUCGAGGGGUUGCAUUCAGCACAACGACAUUGCUGCUAACACUGUAAGAGAGGCUGACAAUGAAUAAUGACAUGUGGAUUUUCCUUUUAGCGCUUCACUUUAUUUGUGUUUCUUCCAAUGAGCCGUACAUUAAGACGUCUUGUGAGCAGAAUCCAGAUGUGUGUGAGACGCACAGACUCCGCGCUUCGCUUGGUUCCUCUGUGCUUCUUCCAUGCUACUUUAAAACAACUAACGUCACCUUUGUGUCAUGGACCCACACUCCUGAGCUGGCCCUGCUGGAUCUCACGUCUGCAGGUCGCAUUGUGUUCCUGGACCCCAGGUUUGGUCGUGUGAAAGCGUUUCCAAACCAGGGUUCUGAGGGGAACUUCUCAAUCAGCAUCAGUGAGCUAAAAAACUCCGACCUGGGGUGUUACGUCUGUACACAAGAAGAGAAAUGUCUUCAAGUGGAGUUGGUUGGUAAAAAUGGUGCUCAAAGCAUAUACAUGAUGCUACUGAUGUACAUUGGUGCUGCUGUGGCUGCUUUCAUCUUGCUGAGCUUUGGUGGCUACUGCUGCAAAAAGUUCUGCUGUAAGACCACAUCUCAGUACAAUCCUGAAUUUGCAGUUACUGAGGGCGCAAACAAUGAUAAUCUUGUUUAUGAAAAUGAGGACCAAGGCCCAUUCAACCAGCAGGAACUCCCCGGAAAUUAUUGCAACACAGUAUCAGGAGCGCUGCCUCCUCCGGACAUGACUCUGCACCCUCCAAGCAGCAGUGGGAUUUAUCCAAAUUUAGACGAGUUUCAGAGGACGGAGAGUCUGAGAACUAAGCAGAGAUUUCAUAGAGAACUCUUCAACAGAUUACGGCAAGCAAGCAGCAGGCGCCAUUAUUAUGUUAACCAACAUCAAAUGAGGCAGCAACAAGCCAAUGCAGCUCAGAAGGAGAAGCGUCACAAAGGUCGUGGGAAGAAGAAAGUCAAAGACAAUGGUGAAUUCAAAAACCCGAUUUACAACAGAAGCUUAGACCAGCUCAACAACCUGUAGAUAGUUAAGAGAGUUUAAACAGCUGCCGAGACAGAAGCAGUAUCAACAUCCUUUCUAAUCACAAUGUAGUUUACUGUUUUUUCAUAUUAUAACUUGAUAAAUGUCUUGUUUGCUGCAUAACAUAACUGUUUGUUUCUGUACAUCUAUCAGACAAAGACAGAUUGCUGUUGGGUGAAGUUCAUUAAAUAAAGAUCUUAACACA